ACAAUAAUUAAAAUGAGAAAUGAAGAUGAAGGAAAUCUGCCGACCUUACAGGAGAAAGGAAAGAUAGACACUGAAAAGAAAAACAUAAAGAAAAGUCGUUGUAUUAGCAUUGCAUCACAAAUGGAGGCAACAUAUUGGUAAAAAGUGAAGGGGGAAAACAGUAAAGUAGACAGCUACACACUGACACCAUAUUCUGUCUUCUAUUUUGUUCUCUGAUUCUUUCUUCCCUAUUUCUUUCUCUCUUUCUCUCUCCUCCCACCCAUCUAACCCAUCUCUUUAUUUUCUCUAAUACUAAGCUUGAUACUGUUCACCGAGUGCUGCAUCGCAUGUAAAUCCAGCGGCGAUCACAAUUAGCGCAGUUAGCAAGCAUCUAUUCUCAGCUCACGGGAGCGCACAUGCUAGUCAUGCUUGUAGCAUGCAGGGAUGAUAGUCGUUCUCCUCUGCUUCUGCCUCUUACCAUUAACAGAAUUAUUAACCUUCUAUACUCUUAUUUAAUGCCUGAGUACUAUUGCAUCCCAGCCACGGCAUAAAUACAGCAAUGGCAACUAUUCCGUCCACACGAGGAGCUCUGUGUAGGGCAGUAAAGCAGUAAAUUGGAUCAUGGCUUUCAAUAUAAGACUAGUGUUGACAAACUUAAUGAAUAUGAUGUCUCAUUGUUUUAUGCAUGGAGAUCGUGACAGAAUGAGAUGUAUGAUGCCGUAAUGUUUGAAGUAUGGAUGACACUAAUUGGAAGUUGCAUAUGACACCGCCUCUCUUUCUGGUCAUGUGACACUGGCAUCUCUCCAUCAUGUGGAACCCGCGCAGACAGGAUUCUGUUUCCACAUAUGAGGAAGUGGAGAGUCUGCACAGUCACCAGUGCACCACUUUCAACUCUCUAGAAGGGAGCAGCUGUCCAAGCAGGCUUGAAAGUGUUGGCGGAAGUUCUGCAGGAAGCCUUGAUCGUGCUCUUCCUCCAAAUUAUGCCCAUCCACCAGCUUUCUCUGCCUAUCAGAAUGAUGCCCCUCUAAUUGACCCAAGACACCUGUCAUCUGGACUCCGGUCUCAAGGGUCAACAGACUCCUCAUCAAGGGCAACAUCAAACCUGAGCUACCCUCAGAGUCCUGCAGACCUUGGAACACCUAGUCCUCUUGAGGUAGCGCAUGAUGAUCCAAGAGUGGGAGACAUCAAAGACAAGUCAGGAAAUGUCAAUGCCAGUGUAGCAAACUGGGUUAAUCAAUCCUACAGUCAUACCCCUAAUUCAGAAAAGGGAGGAAGACACCUUUUGUCUCCUAAAGCAGAUACUGUCAAAUCAAAUGGUCAGGGUUCCCGCGGUGACAGUAUAGAACGUUUGGAUGCAGAGGCUUCUCCAUUGACAUAUAGAAGUAUGUCUCCACUGCAGACAUUCACCCGGACUGCUAGCUUGGAUAGUGGCUUUCCUCACAUGGGACAAUCUGGGGGAUUUGGUAUGCCAUGGACACCUGCAGAGAAUAUGUUGAUGACCCUUGGAUUUGGCGCUGUAGACUUUGGGAUUCCAGAGCGAUUUAUGCAAUCUUGGCGAGAUAAUGUCAUCAAGAGGCGGAUUGGCGAGCUUAGCACAAUGCUUUCUGGACAACAUGGUCCUAGAGGGGCUCAUCCCCCACCACUAAGCAGACAAACCUCUGAAGCUGACAGCCUAGAAGACUUUCGGAUCAACCCCAAGCCGAGGAUUUCACCACCAUCACCUAUCCAGGAACAAAGGGAGAGGGAGAAUCAAGCCAAUGCUGCUAAUGCACCUGAACCAAAAGUUGAGAUCAAGAAAAUAAGCCAGAUGCCAGUGCCAAGUGAGAAGCAAAAACAGUUAGAAAAGUUAAACUUGAUGAGAAGGAGAUUCAAGAAAGCAGCUACUGUUGGAAGUUUUAGUUCCCACCUUCUAAGACCCUCUUCUUCACAACCUAACAGUACUAGUGUAAGUCCAUGCAGUACUCCUGAACUUCAACGAAGACAGAGUGUGUCAUCUGGGAAGAAGCUUGUUCAUAUACAAGGUUCAAGAGGGACUGCUAAGGACAGGCGUAGGAAGUUUGUCAAUCGUCAGAGUUCCUUACCAAUCUCAUUAGAAACAUUGCCUGAGGAAGAUGAAGGCCAGCGAUCAAAACCACAGAGUAUUAGCGAUUCUUUUAUGGCCCAAAGGUCAGUGAGUAUAGAUGUUGGCCAGGAUAAUGUAAAGGACAUACCUCCAGUGCCUCCACUCAAGAUAGUCACUGAGCAAGCAAGCUUAGAACUCUCAGAGGCUAUGUCUUAUGGAAUCUCUAAACAGGAAUCUAAAGAUGAGGCCAUUGCUGAUAUGAAUGGAAAUAAAAAGGAUUUGUUGAAUAUGGAACAGUACUUGAGUGUUAUCAAAACUAUGAUUGAUUCUAAAGACUCAGGGAUUGGGAACGAUCCGUCUAAUGAUGGAAGUCCACAAAUGUCACCCCGCACAAGUGCCAGUGAAGAUGAAAACUCGCAUACUGUGAAGAGUGCUGAAGGUAUGAGGGGUACCACAGAGAAGGGAACAACAUUGAAACACACACCAAUCGAAUCUAAGACGAGUGAGGAAAGAAUGGAGACAAGAUUUCAUAGUGAAGUAAAUAACACAGACAAGCACAUUGCUAUUAGUUCUCAAAAUAGUACUUCUGGUAAUAAGCAAUUUUCAAAUGAUAAUACGAAUGCUCCAGAGACUUUACAAGGUGAUGAGGCCCAUACUACUUACAGUGAACGCAAAAGUGCUGUUGUUUCUCAUCCUAUACCUGUUCGCAAGCCUUCUCAGAGACCAUCACUAACUGCUAUGACUGAAGCAUUUUGCCAAACUGUAGUCGAAGAAGAUGAAGAAGACUGUGACAGUGUCUUUGAUACAAGCUCACAGAAGAAAAAGGUUGAUGCUUCAACCGUUAUUGAUAAGGAUGUUGGUGUCCAAACUAGUCCAGACUUGAUGUCCCCCCUCCUGUCCCCUCUCAUUGCUGGUCAGAGGUUUAAUAUGUCAUUUGAAAGUUCAUGCAGCAGUGAGAAGUCACAGGCAACAACAGAAUGGGAUGUCAAACCACAACUAGUACUCCCACCUGAUAGUAUGCAUGUGGAGAUUAAUAGUAACCAAGGAGCCAGUACAGAAGAUGAUGCAUCUUCUACUGGAACAGUUAACACCCAGUUAUCAGAACUUUCCUCCAGUUCUAAUUUUGAAUAUAUGUUUCAGCAUAAGCCAGUUACCAAGAAAAAAUCAAUACCUAACAGUGAGUCUGAAGAAGGAAGAAAUAUGGAAAUAGAUGCUAGAAUAGAGCAAACAGCCACAAGUUGUUCAUCCUUAAUUCCAGAAAAUAAUUAUUCAAGUGGCGAUUUAGAUAAAGACAGGCAGAUAACAGAAGAUAUUGUAAAGAGAAAAGAUUCUCAUACAAGCAAGGUCCCUCAAUCUGAAAGCAUGGAAUCUAAGAAGAUAUUUUAUAGUAAUCAAGACCAUCAGUCCUCAAGUGACAGCACAUUAUCAGACAAGAACUCAUUAUGCAAGGAGAAAGUGGGAGACGUGAAUUUACAAACCGAACAUGAUACUCCCAAGGUAGUCCCUGAUGAUGGAGAGAAACCGUGGCCCACGCAAAGCUGUAACCUAUUUGAUGAUUUAAGAUACCCAAGCAAAGCUCAUAAUAUGCAGAAUCAGAGUUGUGACACAUCAUUGCCUUCUCAGGAGAAUCAGAUGGAAGUGGCAAAACACGCAUUUGAAAUCACAAAGAGUGAUAGCGGUAGCAGUAUGUUUAGCACAAACAUGAAAUCCAGUGUUUCCAAACGUGAACAGUCUGAUGAUGAUGAGAAUGAUAGUAUUGCUUCUCUGACAGGAUCAGAACUCUCUGUUCAAUCUCACGAUUUUGCUAUCCCACAACUCUCACAUGCAAGCAGUGGAAUUUUUCACUUCUUAAAACAGGAGCAGGAUGUUUCAGAAGCACCUAAAAUACGUGCCAAUGUUGUGAGUUCUGAUAUUGGUCGCCAGUAUGAAGCCCUUCUCAAAAGUGCUCUUGAAAAAGAAAGGGCUCGCAAGCAUCUUACAGUGGCAGAGACACUGCAUCUUGCUAUGGUGAAACUUGAAAAAAUUGUGAAAGAACGGCGCUUGUGUAGGCACACUCAGCUCCAAGAUGGGGGAUCUUCUAAAAUUUCCUGUAAAUUUUGUGAUUCCAGGAAAAAUAUCCCAGGCAAUGUCCAUAAAAGAUACUCUUUGAGACCAGAAGUAAGCCUUCAACCCAAACAAGUGACUGUUUUGAAACAGGAACAGAAAUUACAUAAAAGUGUUGAAAGGACUCGAUCUGCUCCUAAUGAACUUAUUCAAAGGGCACCUAGUCAAGAGCAAACCCCUAAGAGGGGUACAGAAGCCCGGGUUAACUCUGUGUCAUCAGACUUUAAUGAUGCUGCCAUGAGUGUCACUGGGGACAAUCUCCUCAUCGAUCUGGACAAAGUAUCUGAAGAACUACCUUCAGACAUAACUUUAACAGGAAUGACAGUUGCUGAUGUAAAGUCCAUACAAGCCUUUCAUGUUUUGCAUGAGAGUGAGAGUCUUUCACUCGCUGAAGGAGAUGAGAAAGCAAAGAAAGAAAAGGAAGACUCAUCACAAAUGUCACUUCAGAGGCGGAGGAGCCUUUUUGCCAGAAACAGCAAGAGUGGAUCUAGACUUUUACUUGCUAAUGGAACAACCCAUCGAAACAGCACCCUCUUCACCAAGGAAAGCACUCAAUCUAAGGAGUUUUUUGAACCACCAACAUUUCACUCUUCAGCUGACAACAAAAAUGUUUUUUCAUCUGAAGAUGCACAAAAGCAGAUUGUACAGUCUGUAAAGACUAAGGAUGAAGCUCCAUUUUCCAAAGUAACAAAAGGUUUAAAGACUGGCAAAUCAUCUAGUCUUUCUUUGGAUGACUCCAAAGCUGGACAACUGACACCUUUUCAAGAGAUUGACAAACGGGCUAAAAGUAUGCAGAACCUCUCUAGUCAGAGCAGCAGCUUUUACAUAAUUGUCAAUCAGUGUAAUGAUUCAAAAUUCGCUGAUGGAGGAAGCACUGACAGUGAUAGAACAGUAUUUCCAAGCUUGAAUAGUCACCAAACCGCUGGUAGGAGGGGUUCAAGUGAUAAGUCAAUGGACUGUUAUGUGAUGCCUCAAUCUUCUCCACGUAAAACACUCUCUGCUCAAAACUCCAAGAGAUCAUCUUCGCCAUUCUCUCCUACUUCUCUUUUAUCUUCACCGCAAUCUUCUAUCCUCAAAACCCCACCGAUCCCCGUGACUGAUGGUGUUGGGGAAUCACCGAUACCUCCUCAGCUAAUGAGACUCAGUCAAUCACCUACCGUCAAUCUGGCCUCUUCAACUCCACCUGCUCAUUCAGUGGUAGAACUUAGCACCCUUGACAUUCAGCCUGAUGAUGUAGAAGGGACUCAGCCACCUGCUAGUCUAACUCCGUCAAAAUUCCGCUCUGAGGUGUUCCUUCAGCUGCCGGACCAAACCAACAGUGCCAACCAUUCUGUGAGGAGUGUCAGCCCAGUUUCAGUAAUCCUCACUCCAGUUUCCCCUCUACCAAGACUAGAAUACAUGCCAUCAUUUGAUGAACUCUGUGACAAAGCUCAGACAAUUAUCACUGAUAUAGAGGGCUUAGGUGAACCUACAGAGCAUGCCAUUGAGCAAGGGGUACCAAUAGAAGAUAGUAUCUUGCCAGUAAAGAAGGUAGAUGAUGACAAUAAUGAACUCCAACAUGAAGAAAAUGAAACAAGCAGUACUAAAUCAGGUCCUUCCCAAGGAGUUCAGCAAAGAGAAGGGAACAUCCACCAUUCAGAGGAGCACAGGUUGCAACCAUCAUCCAAUGAACAUCCUGGUGUACGAAUUGUGGGACAACCUCAGAUGAGUUCCACACCCCAUCCUAGUCACAGUGGUGGGGCAGGAUACGUGGAAUCACAAAGACAUGCUGAGCAACAAGCAGUCCUGCAACAAAUGAUGCAAUCAGAGAAUAGCCUCCGUACAAGUCUAGAAGUAAUGCAAGCAAGUCUGAAAGAACUCAAGACAAGAAAACAGGAUGCAGUGGAUGAAUUGAAGACGCUUCAAGAAGCUGUGAAGAGGAAUAAAAGUGAUAUCCAGCAGGCUGAGGAGAUGGCUAGGAUGAGUGUAGAGAAAGGAGAUGGACUCAGGUCUGAACUGAUGGUGCUAGAAUACCAACGAGACCAAGCAAGAAGAGAACUAAAGGAUCUAGAGGAGGGUAUCACUGCAAGGAGGAAUCCUCAGGAGAAUACUAGGGGGUCUGAGAGGGGUCAUAUAGGAUCCACUACUGGCCUCGCGCAGAUUGGUCUAUCAGUAGAAGAGAUGCUUGGUGUGAUCCGUGAGCGAGAUGAUCUCCAGGCUAAGCUUGAGAAGGAUCAAGGCAAUCACGUUUCUAAAGAGGAACAUGAGGAGGUUUUAAGGCAACUUGAUCAAACCAAGCAGGAGCUAUUUGAGAACCAGAAAGCUUCAAGAACCAAAUUGGAGAAAUUACAAGAGGAUCUUGAGGAAGGAAGAGGGAAGAUUGAAAGCUUGAAGCUUAUUGAAUCUGAUCUGAAGAAGGAAUUAUCUGAAACCCAGGAAACCUUGAAGAACUCGGAGAUUGAUCACCAAAAACAACUCUUGGAGAAAACUACCACUAUUGAGGAGAUGAAAGGCAAAGCAACCACAGAGAUGGCAGACCUCCGACAUAAGCUCUCAGAAUCCACACAGCGUAUCACAACCUUAGAGAGCGCCCUCUUAGAUAAGGAUGUAGUGACGACUCGUAUGCAGGAACGGAUCAGAGGACAGGGACAAGAGGUUCUAGAACUUACAAAUAAGGUUGAUGAACUUGAAAAAGAAAGGGAGAAGAAAGCUAGGAAGGCAGAGACUGUAAAAGAAGUAGCUCUUGUUGAACUUCGAGGAAAACUUCUGAAAGAGAAGGAUGAAGAAUUGGAUCAGCAAAAGAAGUUGUUAGAGAAGACUCACCAAGAAAUAUUGAUCAAAGAACAGACACAAUCAACUGAGAGACUUACUAAACUGGAGAAGGAAAAUGAGGAGAAAGAUUGUGAGUUGAAUGAGUUAAGAGAGAAGCUAUCACAGCAGGAGAUUUCUACGAGAACAUUGGGAGAUCAGAUGAGAUUAGAAGCACAACAACAGAUUCAAAAAGCCCUUGAGGAACAGAAGGCCAUCUUUGAGACAGACGCAGAGAAAGAGAGACAAAGAGAAGCACUGGCCAAGGAGGAUGCAGUUGCCAUAGAAACCAAGCAUCUUAGAGAGGAGCUAAAAAGAGAAAAGCAGCUGAGAGAUACCUUAAAGACAAGCCAUAGUAAUAUGAAAGAGGAGCUUGAAAAGCUGAGAGAUGAGAACCUAGGAGCUGGCAGAGAGAAGGUUGAAGCUGUCUCUAAGGCAAGAGAGGAAGCUAGACAGGAAAUACAGAUACAACUUGAUCAGAUACGAGAUCAAAUGGCACAGGAGAAAACAAGAGAAACAGAAAAGCUGCAGCAAAAGCUCAAGCAACAAGAUGAUGAAUUGACCCAGCUAAGAACAGAGGUCAAAGGUUACCGUCAGAAACAACGUGAUUCAUCAUCCAGUCAGAGCAGCUUAGACCAGAGCUAUAGAAGCAUCGUUAUGGAACUAAAUGAAGAGUGUCGGAAAACAUCCAAUCUGGUUGGAUCAACACCCCGUAAAGUACCUCUGUUCAGCUCAAGAAAUAUGAAAGCAGACUCGCCAUCUCAGACCGGUUCUUCCAAACAAGCAUCCUUCAACAGUCCUGGUCGUACUCAGCUCAUGGCAGCUAUCUCAAACCUUAAAGCUACCAAUGAUGAUCUAAGGAACUAUAUUAAAUCAUUACGAGAUGACUUAGAGAAACAAAGGAGAGCUACCACAAGGGCAAACAGAGAAAAGGAUAAUGAAGUGAAGAAACUUGUUGAGUCAAUGGGAAGAGAAAAGGCUCAAAUAUUUGAAGGGGAGAGAGACGUUGAGCUAGACCGGCUCCAGCGCUCCUUGGGGCUACUCCGGGACUCUGAGAAGACUCUCCAGCAGGAGCUAAUGAAUAAAGAUGAGGAGCUACGUCAGAUUCAAUCCAAUAUGGCUGCCUGGAAGGAGGAGACUGCUCUCAAGAUGGCUAGGAAGUUUGAAGAUGAACUCAAUAAAGAGCUGGAAGUGAGAUUAGAGGAAUCCCACAGUGGGAGUGGGUCAUUCAAAGGAAGCCUUUCAGAUUCAAGAUUGAGGAACUCGGCACUUGGAACAUCUACCCCAUCAUCAUCUGUAGGAUCUGGUGAGACUGGUACUAACAAACUUCUACGCCAUCUCCAGGAUAGAGUUAAACAGCUAAGGAUUGAGAACACCACUCUCAAACAAGCUAGUAGAUUGGAUAACAGUCUUGAUGGAGGGGAUUCAAGCUUUCAGAAAAGCUUACAGCUUGAAGAGAAAGAUCAGCAGCUGUAUCGGUUAGAUCAGAAAGUCAAACUACUAGAGCGCCAGCUGUGGGUAGCUGAGGAGAGAUGCAGGGAAAAUGCUGCCCUCAUGAGUCAGAAAACAGCAGAGAAUGUCAGACUGGAAGGAGCCCUUACCCAACAAACCAAGGAGCUAAUGAGAGUGGAACGAGCUUACAAUAAACUUUCACACUCCACACCAACAUCACCUGUGCCUUAAAGAUUUUUCAGACAACUGCCUCCAAAGAAGAAAAAAAGACUGAAGAAUAAUGUUGCUUGUCAGAUAUCAGUGCUUGGCAAACUUGACUGUACAGUAUCCAGGAAGGACUCUUAAAGGGGAAGUUCACCCCGAUGAAAAAUUUGUUGUAAAAAUAACAGAAAAAAUAAGAAAAAUAUUUGUGAAGGUUUGAGUAAAAUACAUCAACGAUCAAGAAAGUUACUAAAAUUUUAAUUUUUGGAUUUGUGACGUCAUGUAUCAGCAGCUGCCCCGUAUGUUAUGCAAUAUAAAGUUUUUAGUGGUUCAUAAUGACUGUUUUUUUUUCUUUCGUAGGAGUGGGUGUGAAAUAAUGUUUCUAUUGAUGCACUGUAAGGUACUAUAAAACCCAUUUUAAAUUUUUUGAGAAAAUGACAUUUUGUUGAUUUUUCCCCUACGACAUGCACAAAAUCUGCUUGCAUAUGACAUCACAAAUCAAAAAAUUAAAAUUCGAAUAACUUUUUCUUCUUUGUUAGAUUUUCCUCAAACCUU
Lytechinus variegatus (green sea urchin) is the source of this 9139-nucleotide messenger RNA. RefSeq lists its product as uncharacterized. Lineage: Eukaryota; Metazoa; Echinodermata; Echinoidea; Temnopleuroida; Toxopneustidae. The record is from RefSeq and is a predicted model, not a curated record. The transcript has 22 exons. The coding region runs from base 788 to 8614 and encodes 2608 amino acids.